Molecule: messenger RNA, 2527 nt
Organism: Hemibagrus wyckioides
Lineage: Eukaryota; Metazoa; Chordata; Actinopteri; Siluriformes; Bagridae
Gene: mief2
Product: mitochondrial elongation factor 2
Exons: 5
Coding region: 168-1574 (468 amino acids)
Biological process (GO): mitochondrion organization; positive regulation of mitochondrial fission
Cellular component (GO): mitochondrial outer membrane
Source: RefSeq, a predicted model, not a curated record
UCAAAAUGUCUCAGCCAAUCAUCGCCGCGCGUUGAUAUCGGUUCUGUUAGUUCGCGUUAACGCACGAAACUGAUAUGACCUCGAGUCAUGAAGCCAUGUUUAAGCCUAAUUCUCUGCUGGGGUUUAUAUUAUAAUUAUUUGGAGGAUUUUCUAUAAAAGACAGAGUCAUGUAUUAUUCCAGUAAAAGACGAGGUGAAGAUGGAAUCAGCGCCAUCAUCGACUUCCUGCUGUCCAACACCCGCCUGGUGCUCGGAGUGGGCGGAGUCGCUAUCCUGGGCAUCGCUACGCUAGCUGUGAAAAAGCUGAUCGAACGCGCCGGCCGGCCUCCUGACGACGGGAAUCCUGAGAAAAAGAUGACGGACAGCUGGGAGGAGACUAACCUGGUCAGCACCUCCCCCAAAGUGCUUCAGAAAGGCAUUGAGGGCAUGGUGAUGAAGCAGAGCGCUGCAGCCACAAAGAAAGCUGACCUGUCUCAGUCUGCACCUCAGAGCCAAUCCCAGACUCAGAGGUCCGGCUCGGACGCGGCUCAGACGCGCAGACGGUUAGACCUGUGUGUGUUGACCCUCUCGGAAAGACUGGAGCAGUAUUACCGGUCACGCGCGUGUCUGUCACCGGGCGAGGUGUCCCGAGCUCAGCAGAGAGCGCUGGACAUCGCUACAGAGAUCCAGGCCUUCCUGCACUCCAAACACCCCGACAUGCCCCGGGGGGAGAUGACGUUAGCGGGGUCACUGCUGGAUGACCUGCAGGUGGUCAGGGCUGAUCACGCCUGUCUGCUCGUUCCACUACAGCUGGAACCCAGUCUCUGGACCCCGAUUGCCGGAGAGGACACGUUUCUCGGCCAUCCUCAGUACUGCAUGUUACGGCGUGAAAACCUCGAGUACUUCCCGCGUGGGCGGAGCUACUGGGACAGACACCUCCUCGCUGGCUACCUGUCAUCUCAGCUCGUUGCCGAGCAACUACGCAAAUCCAUAAUGGAGUCCAUGAACUGGCCAUCGCUGACUGGAACCCUGGAGUGCGAGGUGCGCCCGGUGCUCGGGUCUCCCGCCCUGAAGCUGGAAAUACGAGGUGUAAAAGAAAGCAGAAGUUUCGACGAAGAGCAGCUGUUUAUUAGCAUUCUGCCCACAGUGCGCUUGGGGGAUAUGACGCUAACGGCUCAGCCAGAAAUCACCGGGUCGUUUGACUACGUGUGGUACCAAAGCUUCUAUACCAGUGAAACGGCUCGACUGGCCAGUCUCGACCAGUCGGACGGGGAGUCGGGCAUUAGGAGGAAGUGCCUGAAAACGCUAAAGGCCGUGUGUCGGAACUGCCCCGCCCUCCACAAGCUGACCGGCGCACAGCUCAGCAACCUCAUCCUGCACAUGAGCGAGAAGGAGUUCGACUGGUCAGAGUCGGCGUUCUCUGAUAGGUUCCAGCAGGCCAUCACGGAGCUGAUCGGCUACCUGGAGACGGGCUUCCUGCCCAGUUACUUUAAACCCGCCGUGAAUCUGCUGCAGGGCUUCAGUGAGGACGACAUCGAUGAGAUGGGCUUCAUGCUCUACUGCGCCGUGAGCGAGCCCGAGAUUCUGCUCAUAUAAUAAGCCAUGCAUCUGAUAAACACACACACACACACAUUUUGUUUUAUGUAUAAGAAUCUUGUGACAUUGAGCUGAUGAUGUUGGUGAGGUGAGGGUGAGGUGUUUCACUUUAUCAGAGGCUGGUUUAGUGCACCUGCAACCAAAGAUGACCAACACCAAAUCUGUUAGCGUGAGCAAUUUCUGACUCAAAGUCCAGUAGGAGGACAGCAUUAGAUGACCGCAAACCUGCAGGAUGGCUACGACUACAAACGCGACAGGAAAAGUAAACGCAACAUAGGAUUCAGAACUGUACAGAAUCGUCUCAUCACUGGCGGAGAGAUGGACAAUAUCCAGCUUCCUGAAUUCGUACUUCAUAAAGAACUGACGUUCACAUCAUUGUGUUCACAUCAUCGUCAUCAUUUCUCUGGAGAUAAACACCAAAAUGCUUUUUCUUCAGGCAUGACAUCACCAUCAUGUCCUCAUAGUGUGAUCUGAAGAUGAGAACACAGCCAUGAGUUUAUUAGAGAAGUUGUUUGCAUUGCACUUUAUCUAAAAAAACCAACUGCUGUACAAGUUACAGACAGCUCCUUUAAAGCAGGAGGCAACCCAUACUCGUUCCAACAGAACCUUUAUAUCAGACAUUUUUAGUGUGUUCUGAUCCAACACGAGACACGUGUGUGAGUUCCUCAGGCAGUGUGUGAGUGAUGGAGGCUUUAAUAAAGCUGCUGGAAUAAACUGAGCUACACUUUAUACAGGGAGUUUAUUCUUUAAUAAUCUACACAGACACUGGACACGUGCUCUGGUCAGCACUCGGAUCAUAAAGAUGGCACUCUAGUGAUGGCCAGACCACAACCAUUCUCUUCUGCACAGAAACAGUAAAGCAAGUGAUCUGAUCUGAUCUGUUUUCCUCAUGAGAUUUAAUAAUGUGUGUUUUAUGCAGUCUUCUCCCUGAAUGAAUAAAAACUCAGUCAAAU